Fonsecaea pedrosoi CBS 271.37 is the source of this 1947-nucleotide messenger RNA. RefSeq lists its product as uncharacterized. Gene Ontology annotation, cellular component: membrane. The coding region runs from base 1 to 1947 and encodes 648 amino acids. NCBI's taxonomy places the organism in Eukaryota, Fungi, Ascomycota, Eurotiomycetes, Chaetothyriales, Herpotrichiellaceae. Gene Ontology annotation, biological process: transmembrane transport. The record is from RefSeq and is a predicted model, not a curated record. The transcript has 6 exons. Gene Ontology annotation, molecular function: myo-inositol:proton symporter activity.
AUGUCCGACACCAAGGCUACAGACAGCUUCGACAACAGGCGCAGUACGGACCAUGAGAAGUCUUCAGGUCCGGAGCGCCGGCGCUCGUCCAUCGCGGAUUUGAACAGGAACAAGAACUUGGACGCAAAGAUCUCCAACCCUCUUGCUGAUAUUCCCCAAGAAGAGUUGUUGGCCAAUGUUGAAGAAUUUGCAAACCGUGCCGGCAUGACCUCCGAGGUCGAGCUGAUAAAGAAAGGUGCUUUGGUCGCCCAGAACCCAGGCCAAUUUGAGAGUCUCUCCUUCCUCACUGAGGAUGAGAAGGAUGCCCUCCGCAUAGAGGUUUCACGCAAAUGGAAACAUCCAAUGAAGCUAUACAUGACCGUCAUAGUCUGUUCCAUCGGUGCCGCAGUCCAAGGCUGGGAUCAGACCGGAACCAACGGUGCCAAUUUGUCGUUCCCGGAAGCCUUUGGUCUGGAUACACCAGAAGGACAGCCGGGCUACGAAAGAGAUUUCUGGAUCAUUGGACUUGUCAAUUCGGCGCCCUACAUCGGCAGCGCUUUCCUGGGCUGCUGGCUCUCUGAUCCCUGUAACUAUUACUUUGGUCGUCGAGGUACCAUCUUCACAUCGGCCAUCUUUCUGAUUGCAACGCCCAUUGGUGGAGCGUUCUGCCAGACGUGGGAACAGUUGCUUGCCACACGUGUCCUCAUGGGCAUCGGUAUGGGUUUGAAGGGCGCCACUACACCCGUGUUCGCUGCCGAGAACUCCCCUGCCGCAAUUCGAGGUGCCCUUGUUAUGACAUGGCAAUUUUGGACGGCUUUCGGGAUUUUCCUAGGGACUGCCUUCAACCUAGCUGUGUGGAAAGCUGGUGACAUUGGCUGGCGUCUUCAGCUCGGUUCCGCCUUUAUACCUGCCAUUCCCCUGGCUAUUUUGGUCUUUCUCUGCCCUGAGAGCCCGAGAUGGUAUAUCAAGCACGACAAAAUAGCCAAAGCAUAUCAAUCUCUCCUCAAACUCAGAAACCAUCCUCUCCUCGCCGCUAGGGACUUGUACUAUAUCAGUACUCAGAUCGAUAUCGAACACGACAUCGUGGGCGAUUCUACCUAUAUCUCACGAUUUAUGCAGCUGUUUACCAUGCCUCGCGUCCGUCGCGCCACUCUGGCUUCCUUCACAGUCAUGAUCGCACAACAGAUGUGUGGCAUCAACAUCAUGGCCUUUUACUCGUCGACCAUCUUUCGGGAGGGUGGAGCGUCCGACUUCGAGGCGCUACUGGGUUCCUUUGGCUUCGGCGCCGUCAAUUUCCUCUUUGCCAUUCCCGCUUUCCUCACGAUUGACACGUUCGGUCGACGUGCCUUGUUGCUGUUCACGUUCCCGAACAUGGCCUGGACACUCCUCGCCGGGGGGUUUGCAUUCUACAUUCCCAAAUCGAGCAGUGCCCACUUGGGUGUCAUUGCACUGUUUGUGUACCUUUUCGCCGCCUUCUACUCGCCGGGUGAAGGUCCUGUACCAUUCACGUACUCGGCCGAGGUCUUCCCGCUGUCUCACCGCGAGGUUGGCAUGGGCUGGGCGGUUGCGACGUGCCUCUUCUGGGCCGCAGUACUGGGCUUGACCUUUCCCAAGAUUCUCGCAGCAUUCACUCCGACAGGUGCCUUUGGCUUCUUUGCCGGCCUGAACAUCUUGGCCCUGAUCAUGAUCUUCUUCUGGGUUCCUGAAACCAAGCAACGUACACUCGAAGAACUAGACUACAUCUUCGCAGUCCCGACCCGCAGGUUCAUGUCAUACCAGACCGGUACCUGGCUUCCGUGGUUCAUCAAGCGCUACAUCUUCUGGCAGAAGUCGGCCGAGCUGAAGCCGCUGUACACCCUCGACCGCGGCAUUGUCAGGGAUAUUAGCGAGCAGCGACGCGAGAUGCAUGAACACGAGGAGGCGGAGAGACGCGCGAGUGUCACGCGAGAAGAGAUCAAGACGGUGUGA